Dentiscutata erythropus is the source of this 378-nucleotide messenger RNA. Lineage: Eukaryota; Fungi; Glomeromycota; Glomeromycetes; Diversisporales; Gigasporaceae. The record is from the annotation of a GenBank genome assembly.
AUGCCUAAAAUAACAAUUAUUACCUUGUACAUUAUUAUAUUAUUAUCAUAUCAAUCUCAAGAAGGCCCUAAAGUUACUUUUAAAGAAAGACCUGAGAAAGAAGUCUCUCAUGGUUAUGCGCGUGUAAAAAUUUUGGCUGCCUCAUUGAAUCAUCGCGACGAAUGGAUUCGACAUGGUUUUUAUAAAUUAGGAGAUAAUUAUAUUAUGGGUAGUGAUGCUUGCGGUAUAGUUGAAGAAGUGAAAGACGAAAAAUAUGUUGUUCUUGGUCCGGAUGAUGGCACUUUCCGUGAAAAAAUUGUCGUUCAAUCUAAAAACCUUGUAGUGAAGCCUGUUAAUUUGACACCUGAACAAGCUGCCACGAUGUCUAUUGCUGGAUUG